Molecule: messenger RNA, 3998 nt
Organism: Tigriopus californicus
Lineage: Eukaryota; Metazoa; Arthropoda; Copepoda; Harpacticoida; Harpacticidae
Product: serine-rich adhesin for platelets-like
Exons: 10
Coding region: 775-3888 (1037 amino acids)
Molecular function (GO): protein binding
Source: RefSeq, a predicted model, not a curated record
CUGAAACCUCACGCCGUUUGGAGGAAGGUGUGAAAAGUGUCUUUGUCACUAUUGUUUGAGUUCAUGGCAUUGCUCACAAGAUGAGCAUGCUUAAUCCUGCCAAAUCGCCGUGACAAACAUCUUCAUACACCCAAGUGUCAAAAGCAUUGAGAACAUAAAUGUAAGUUGACCCCGAUGAACAGCAUAAGCAAAAUCAAGCACCGUCUCGCUGGUUUGACAGAACUAAUCGUAUCCCUUGUAAAUAUGUAUGCUAAGAUCGAUAUGUUGUGCGUAUUGGUUCCACCGCCAACCAGACUCAACGGACGGACAAUGACUUGGAGGAACUGACGAAACAACCAGGGAAAACAGAGCAAAAGAAGGUCGAUUGUGAGCAAGACGUGCGGAGAGUGACCUUUUAUACACUUGUAGAGGAAGUGGCCACCAAUAUUGAUUAACCAAUUCGAUUCACAAACCCCAGGAAUUUCCAAUCAACCCAAACUGUUCAAGGCCUGUUCCUCAGUUUUGUCUCAAAGUGAGCGAGUGGGGAACGGUUCUCGUGAGGAAACCAUUGGCCUACCUGUGCUCUCUCCAAGGCCCAGAAAAGGUUACAUUUAACGUGGUUCCACUUGAAAUCGAUAUGAGAGCCGUCCAGAUAGAAGUGGAGCAAAUCAAUAAUUAAUGAGGCAAGCCACAAUCCUGAAGAGAGAGACAGCCAUGAAGGAGGCCUUAAUUGCAUGAGGCUCAGUUUUUCUAUCUGUGAUACUCUGGAAAUAGUGACCUGAUUUGACGGCAACAAUGAACGACGAUGACAUCCGGAAAGAACGAAGAGCCAAGAUGUUGGAACUCCAACGAAGUAUGGACCACUCUGGCGUGGAUCCCAAUGUCAGAACAUCAGCUCCCAGUGUGAGACAAGUGGAUCAGUUCCAGGAACAAUAUGAAACUGCCGAUCGGAGGAAACGAUCCGCACCCAAAUUUUUCAAAGAGCAGCCCAAGAGCCACGGAUAUGGACGGCGUCCACAAGGGGAUCUUCAUUCGGAAGAUGCAACCCGGCGCAAUAUCUCGCAAAGGUCAGGAAACUCCGAGUUGUUCAUGGAAGAAAGCUUAGAUGCCGACAUAUCCAACGUCUUUGGGGAUGACAAAGAAUAUUUGUCCUUGACUUCUUCUAUGGGAUCAGUCAUGGAGCAUCAUGGGAACGUUUCCGGGUUUGGGCACAAAGGGAACAACAAUGACGGGGCCAUGAGAAGGCCAAGUCAAAGGCCCAAGUAUUCCAGUGCCCUUUAUGACUCUGGUUUUGGAACAGACAGGGUGGCUCAGGGUCAGUUUGACAUUCGAGAAGCCGAGGAUCAACUAGGGGCAAUCCAGUCUUUGAAUAAGCAACAGAUUAGAAAGUCUCAAAGUUUCGAUGUCAAAUCUGGGAUCCGACCUCGCGUCGACCGUCCCUCGUCCCAUACUACCAAAAUUUUGGAUGAAGAUGGAAACUUCGUGGAUUUGGAGGACCCAGGUUAUAUCUCAUCUCCAGGGUCCAAUCAAGUUCGAGGAGAUCUUUUAAGUCAGAGUCUGAAUGAUUGGAAGACGAGAUCCCACUCUGAUCUAACAGCCUCUUUGCGGUCCAAUGUAAGUGUGGGAGCCCAGGGGAAUGGUGCACGAUGUGUAUAUGACUCACGCAUAUUCAAUAUUCGGAAGCCCUCCAAAGUGGGCACCCUGAAAGUGGAUCAACCAGGCACGUCUGUAAAAAGACCUGACAAUGACACUGAAGCUGAAUACUUUGAGAAAAUGAAACAAAUGCACAAUCGGGGUGGCAAGAAAUCCCAAGAGGACAACCGCUUAUGCCAAGAACCCAAGAAGGCCAAAAACCGAGAGAGCUUCAAGGAGUUCCUCAGCAACAGCUUCAGCAAAACAUUUUCGAGAGGAUCCGCAGGAUCCAGCUCUCCACCUAAGACUGCUCCUCCACCGCAAAAUAACAGAAAUUUAUGGCCACCUCAAAGAGCUCCUUCGGAUGUUCCUCUUCAGGAGCAAAGUCAUCGCUCUCCGGCUCAUUUGGCCACAUUGGACAUCUCCUCUCAAUCAAACAACCGUUUCGAGCCUGAUCCCCUGGCAUCAAAUGACUGCAUCAACCUAACCAAUGAUACUGAGACGAAAACCACUUCAGCCUCAAGACCGCCUUUAAACCUAAGAUCCGCCUCUCCCAAUGGAAGCCUCCUCACAGCCUCCGAAUUUGGUGAAGUGGAUCGUCGAGGCCGAUCUCGAGGUCUCACUGCGGCUCAUCGUGCUCGAGACAUGUUCUCGUCGAGUUUUAACGGGCUCUUGAUUAUGAUCCCUGGGAUUGGAGGCAUGCUUGGGGGCAGCAAUGGAAGCAAUGCCCACAUGAAUGGAGGCUUGGAGAAUGGACCCGAAGGACGCUGGUCGAAUCAGCGGGAACCUCUCUCCCCGUAUGAUUCUUACGAGAAACGGGAUCAGGAUAAUCGACAGAAGUUGCCCUGUUGGACCUUGUUCCUUCUUUUGGCCGUGGACAUAUUCACUAUCAUUCUUUUGAUUAUACUAUUCUCACACCUCCACGAUAACAGUGCUCAUUGUUGUCAACAAGAGAUCGACACAAGUCGAGGGAAUCCUUUGCCUUUGGAAGGGACGAAUUUCUUUCCACCUAAGGCCAGAGCCAGCAAUGGUUCCAUGGAAAAAAAUUACACUUCUAUCACAUCUCAAAUCGAGAUCCGUCCCAGAGGCUUGGAUCCAAGUGGAAUUGUGUCCCCUGUCAUUUCAAGAUCGGACAAUCAGAACUCCACGGAAACCAGCGAUCCGGAGACCAACCCCACCACACCAUUCUCCACAACUCCUAUCACAGCAACAGUUGAAGAAAGUGGAUCUAUUGGCCUCAGAGGAUUAUUUAAUGCUGACAGCAUUCCUUCGAGUAGAAUGGAUCGAACACGAUUCAACCGAAUCGAGUCCGGCUCCAUCUCAUCGGACAGAGACUUUAGACUUAGCACCGACAGACAAUCACCCUUACAAAUCAAGCCAUUUUCGGAAUUGAUCCCCGCUUUUGACUUGAUUGAGGAAGACCCUAAUCCUGCCCUAUCAGGUUCCACCGACCCGCCCAUAGAUGGCGGGAGCAGUUUUCCUUUUGAUAAUCCUAUUCCUAAUGUUACAUCUAUCCAAACAAACUCGAAAACUGCCAUAACAGCAUCAACAACAACUACCACUACUUCUACAAUGACAACAACAACAACUACUACUACGACAACAACUACUACUACGACAAUAACAACAACUACUACUACGACAAUAACAACAACUACUACUACAACUACAACAACGACGACAACAACUACUAUCCCCGAUUACCAUAAGUCCUUGGAACGUGAAUUUGAUUAUUUGAAGCGUAGUCUACAGAAUGACCUGACACAAAUCGUCCAGGAUUUGAAGGCGCAACUUCGAUUACUUCACGAUGAAUUGGACGAGCUUAGACGUCCAGUCGCUUUUGCUUGUUACAAGUCAAGUCCUCAUUGGAAUGAGGGAAUCGUCACAUACACCCGUUGCAAUAUUCCCACGGAGGGAAUGGACAGAGAAAGUGGGACUUUUAAAGUUAAAAAGCAAGGAGUUUACCGAUUGUCGUUUACCGGGUUGUUCAAUGCCCAGAACGGCCAUCGGGUCACGGCUGACAUAAUGCGGAGAAACAGGAACAAUGUUCUCGACUUUCUCGGUCGAUCUGCGGCUGAGACCAAUGAAGCCGGUGCGGUGUUUGUUUUUGACGAUGAUCUUUUUGUCACGACCACAUUGGUUGUCAUGGAAAAACUGGAGGUUGGUGAUCAGGUUUACGUACGCAUAUCCCUUGAGGGCCACCAUGGUGAUUCCAAUGUCAAUUCUUUUGCCUCUGCCCCAUCAAUCCACUUCAGUGGACAUAUGAUUGGAAUAUAGUAUACACAAGUCUUAAACUACCACAACUGUAUUGAUUGAACCCUCAUGUGAUAAAUCAGACUUUUUUGAAGCCGAGUGAGAACUGAAAAAUAUACAAAUCAUUUAUUGUA